Messenger RNA from Exophiala aquamarina CBS 119918, 1356 nucleotides. Its product is annotated as 3-isopropylmalate dehydrogenase. Gene Ontology annotation, molecular function: 3-isopropylmalate dehydrogenase activity; magnesium ion binding; NAD binding. The record is from RefSeq and is a predicted model, not a curated record. Bases 1 to 1356 code for a protein of 451 amino acids. The transcript has 2 exons. Gene Ontology annotation, biological process: L-leucine biosynthetic process. Gene Ontology annotation, cellular component: cytosol. NCBI's taxonomy places the organism in Eukaryota, Fungi, Ascomycota, Eurotiomycetes, Chaetothyriales, Herpotrichiellaceae.
AUGGCGGCUUCAAUGAUCGAUACGAGCGGCGCGACUGGCACAGCGGGGGCCGCGCAGACAUUUCGCGUCCUGGUCUUGCCGGGCGAUCAUGUCGGGCCAGAAGUGAUGGCUGAGGCACUUCGGGUAUUGGAGGUCGUUCAGGAGCGUUCGCAGGGCAAGGUCAAGUUCGAGUACAACCACCAGAUUGCUGGCGGUUGCAGUAUCGACAAGCAUGGCACGCCUAUCACAGAUGAGGUGUUGAAGAUUGCGAAGGAAGAGAGCGAUGCGGUGCUCUUUGGCAGUGUGGGCGGUCCAGAAUGGGGUACGGCAUACCCGAACCCAGAAUCGGGUUUGCUUCGACUGCGACGACAUCUAGAUGCAUUUGCGAAUAUUCGACCAUGCACGUUCUAUUCAAAGUCUUUGAUUCCACUGUCACCCUUAAAGCAGUCAGUCGCCGAAGGGACGAACUUCAUCAUUCUGCGAGAAAAUUGCGGCGGUGCUUACUUUGGGGAGAAGGUGGAGCAAGCCGACUACGCGAGCGACUCGUGGGCUUACGGCCGCGAGGAGAUCUCGAGAGCUUCUCGCGUCGCGGCUGCGCUCGCUGAGAAGAUGGGCAAGGACGGUCUCGGCACGGGGAAAUGUCCAGAAGGCCCGGCCACGGUGUGGUCCAGCGACAAGGCGAAUGUGUUAGCGAGUGGCCGUCUUUGGAGGAAAGUCACUUCGGAAGUCUUCGCGAAGGAGUUCCCCCACAUUGAACUCAAGCACCAGUUGGCAGAUUCACUGUCGAUGCUUAUGUGCAAGAACCCUCGAAUGUUCAACGGGGUCGUCCACACAGAUAACACCUUUGGUGAUAUGCUGUCCGACCAAGCGGGAGGGGUGGUCGGCACACUAGGAGUUCUUCCAAGUGCUUCACUGUGCGGCAUCCCAGACGGGAGUAAGUGCAACGGCAUCUACGAGCCCACGCACGGCUCGGCGCCGGACAUCUCAGGCAAAGGAAUCGUCAAUCCUGUCGCACAGAUCCUCUCCGCUGCAAUGAUGUUGAGAUACAGCUUCAACAUGGGCGAGGAAGCGCUCGCCAUCGAGCAAGCCGUGGAGAAGGUCCUAGACGGGAAGGACAUCGGCGGAUUGGAGAUUCGCACAGGUGACCUCGGAGGCAAGGCCACCACCAAGGAAGUCGGAGAUGCCAUUGUCGAUGUUCUCAGACAGAUCUUGAGCGGACAUCUGAGCUCGGUCCGGAGCCCGGACCCGUCCAGCAAGGAACUGUCCAGCCGUGCGAAAGAGCACGCCGCCCAUGGUGACGAGAAUAAGAAGUGGGAGCAUAGGUUGAAGAAGGAUCAUGUCCACACUGGGCCCGCUGAUGCUUUGAUACAGCCUUGA